Nycticebus coucang (slow loris) is the source of this 2090-nucleotide messenger RNA. RefSeq names its product indoleamine 2,3-dioxygenase 1 (gene IDO1). Gene Ontology annotation, biological process: 'de novo' NAD+ biosynthetic process from L-tryptophan. Gene Ontology annotation, cellular component: cytoplasm. Gene Ontology annotation, molecular function: heme binding; L-tryptophan 2,3-dioxygenase activity; indoleamine 2,3-dioxygenase activity. The transcript has 10 exons. The coding region runs from base 30 to 1283 and encodes 417 amino acids. Lineage: Eukaryota; Metazoa; Chordata; Mammalia; Primates; Lorisidae. The record is from RefSeq and is a predicted model, not a curated record.
UGCGGGGACCGGAGCAGUGGACUGCAAGGAUGGCAGAGGUUGAAGUGUCUCCUGGGGACAGCUCUUGGGAAAUCACCAGAGAAUACCACAUAGAUGAGGAUGUGGGCUUCGCUCUGCCAAACCCCCUGGAAAAGCUACCUGACAAUUACAGUGCCUGGAUGGACAUUGCUGGACGUCUGCCUGACCUGAUCCAGAUGGGUCAACUUCGAGCAGAAGUUGAGAAGUUACCAAUGCUCAGCAUUGACGACCUCCAAGGGCACAAGUCACAGCGCCUGGCACAUCUGGCUCUGGGGUACAUCACCAUGGCGUACGUGUGGAAUAAAGGCAACGGAGAUGUCUGUAAGAUCUUGCCAAGAAAUAUUGCUGUUCCCUACUGCAAACUCUCUGAGAAGCUGGGGCUGCCUCCUAUUCUGGUGUAUGCGGACUGUGUCUUGGCAAACUGGAAGAAAAAGGACCCGAAUGGGCCCAUGACUUAUGAGAACAUGGACAUUUUGUUCUCGUUUCCUGGUGGGGACUGCGGUAAAGGAUUCUUCCUGGUUUCUCUACUGGUGGAAAUAGCAGCUGCUUCUGCAAUCAAAGUACGGCCCUCCACACUUGAAAAGUUGUAUGUAAUUCCCACUAUAUUCAGAGCAGUGAAACAGCAGGACCAGGAUGCUUUGAAGAGAGCGUUGGAUGACAUAGCUUCUUCCCUGAAGGAAGCCAAAACAGUGUUUGGCCAAAUCCACAAGUACGUGGACCCGAAACUCUUUUUCAACGUCCUUCGCAUAUACUUGUCUGGCUGGAAAGGCAACCCCCAGCUGUCAGAAGGGCUGCUGUAUGAGGGGGUGUGGGAUACCCCGAAGAUGUUUGCGGGGGGCAGUGCCGGCCAGAGCAGCGUCUUUCAGUGUUUUGAUGUCCUGCUGGGCGUCCAGCACAAAGCUGGCAGAGAGUCUGCUGCUGAGAUCCUCCAGGAAAUGAGGACUUAUAUGCCACCGGUUCACCGGGCUUUUCUUCACUCGUUGGAGUCAGGCCCCUCGGUCCGGAAGUUUGUCCAGUCACAAGGUGACGCUGACCUGAGGAAAGCCUAUAAUGAGUGUGUGGAAGCCAUGGUCGACCUGCGCAGCUACCAUCUGGGAAUAGUGACCAAGUACAUUAGAAAUCCCGCACGCCAGCAGCUCAGGCCUGGCAACACGUCUGAAGAGCCUUCAGGACCGGACAGCAAAGGGACUGGAGGCACCGAUAUCAUGAAUUUCCUGAAGACUGUAAAAACUACAACACAGAAAUCCCUGUUGAAGGACGGUUAAUGUAACUCAAGCAGGGGUAGAUCGUAUCAAAGCAAACACAUCUCUGCCCCUUACUGUUCCUUGUAUCAGACCCUGUAUCAAUAACAUCUAAGACUUUGCCAGGGAUACACAUACCCUGUAACUGACUUCAAAAUUAACUUUCUUCUGAUGUCUAUAUUCCUUGCCGGAAAACAGCACGAAAUAAUUAUAUAAGGCCACUAAAAAUUAUUAUUAGAUUAAUUUUUAAUUCAACUUGUUAAUAUGUUGUUUAGGAUAUUGCAUCCUCAUUUAUAAGUGACAUAUGUUUGUAAUUUCCCCUUUAUAAUCAUAUAUUUUCUCCAAUUUUAAUAUCAGGUGUACCCAGAUCAAGUAGAAUGAUUUUGAAGUAUUUCUUCUUUUUCUAUUAUCUAGAAGAUUUGGCAUGAUCUGUUUUUUGAAAUUAUCUUUUACUUUUAUUUAUAAAUAUUAGUUGUCUAUUUUUUGAGACUUAAAAAAAUAAUAAGAAGAAGUUAACUGAUGAUUCCAUACUGAAUCUCAGAGUCAAAGCAUUCUGUAAUAGACAUACUCUUAUUUGACAAUGUGAAUGUUACUUUCUUUGCAUCAUCAUUAUUAUUAUUGCUUAUUAUUUCGAUGUAGCAAUUGUCUGAUUCCUUUUCUGAUUGUAUUUAUGUUUGUUCAUUCUUUACGAGGUUUUUGUUUCUAGUACUUAUCUUAAACAUCAUUAUUGUUAUUAAAUUUUAAGCCUAAAAAUAAAUAAAUAAAUAAAAAUAAAAAUUAUUAUUAGAAAUAUUAUAAUUUAUAUUUCAUCACUGGAAUAUAACCAUGAAA